CUCCGCCCACCUAUGGGCCUCCGCUCAGUCGUGUAUCAGUGAGACACAGAUUUGACCAGAAACAGACAGACAGCAGUGAAAACAACAUCACUGUCAUUAUACUAGAAUAAACUUUUUUUUUCUUUCAUUAAUUAAAACACUAUCCUUAUUAAACUACUGAAGUCUCGUCACUGAUCAACGUGUUUGGCAUUGCAUCUUUGAGUUAAGCGACUCACUUAUAUUUGCAAUGGAGGAGCUUCAUAUCCAUUGCCUGAAAUGUGUCAACCGCCGAUGUAUGAUAAGACCAGAACCUAAUGUUUCCUGUGACCUUAUGGGUUGCCCUCUUGUGUGUGGAGCAGUUUUCCACUCAUGCAAACUGAAUGAACAUCGCUUGCUGUGUCCAUACGAAAGAGUCCCGUGUCUGAACUUUGGAUUUGGAUGUCCGUUCAACCUUGCCAGAGUCAAAAUGGCACAGCACCUUGAAACAUGCCCAGCCAGCAUUGUGUGUUGCACUAUGGAAUGGAAUCGAUGGCCAGUGAGUUACUCAGAUCGCAAUUCCUACGAUAACUUGAGUAAGGAGGUUUGUGAUGUGGAGCAGCUCGACAUGGCUUUGGCUCUCCAGGAUCAGCGGAUGUUGCUGGAGUCGCUUAAAGUGGCGACCACUGUGACAAAAGCUCUGGAAGAGCAAAAUCAGGACAAUUCUAGCCACCAGGAGUCGAACCCUGAAAAUGAAUUCAUUGAAACGGACGAGGAACCGUAUGGUGGACCUUACACAACUUCAGUGGAAAACAGUAGAAGCUUUGUCGCCACUUUGGACGUUCUCCGUAGUGCAAAAAAUAUUGACUUCAUUGUGGAGAAUACCAGUGGUGAGGAACAGAAUGGAGAUUGCAGCGGUGUCAGGAAUGGCGAUGGGGAGUUUAACAAUGACACAACAAAGGAAAGUGACACUGAUUCGGAUUCUGAUCUGGGAGCGGUAGGCGGUGCUGAUUGUCCUUUUCCAGUAGACCCUGAAGAUGAAAGAGAUGAUUGGUUGGAGAACAGUGGAUGCGGUGAAUCUUCUGAAGAAGAAGGCGAAAAGAAUGGUGGGAUAGAACUCAGUGAACUUCAUAAUGAAGGGGAUGGUGACAGCCAGGUCAGACUUGAAAGGGUCAGUUGCUCUUCAAACGUAAGGCAGGUUUUACCUGAUCAUUCCAUACCUGUUCUAGCACAGGAGCCUGAAAUGGCCCACUUGCCUCAGCUACCUCUUCCUUUGCCCAUCCCUGUGCCUAACCUGAUGCACAACAAUGUUCUGCACCAUUUGCCUUUCAGAAUUGAGGACCGAUGGCUGUUGCGCAAGUUGGAAAAUCUCCAGGCACUCAGGGGAAUGAACUUGUUUACAAUCAACGGGCGAAGGACUCUGUUUUCCGACCCCUAUUUAUUCAAAGCCAAGAUGGUGGACAAGGCAGUGGACACAUCAGACCUUGAGGUGGCAGAUGAUCUGAUGGGUCUUCAUGGCAUUGACCUCAUCACCGCUGCCUUGCUCUUUUGUUUGGGAGACUCACCAGGAGGUAGGGGCAUCUCAGACUGCCGCUUUGUAGACGGUUAUCACAUUGACUUUGGUACACAGACCUUCUCCCUCCCUUCUGCCAUACUGGCAACCAGCACCAUGGUUGGUGACAUCGCCUCAGCUUCUGCCUGUGACCACGCCAGUCCACAACUCUCCAACCCCAGUCCAUUUCACACCCUCAGACUAGACCUCGUUCUGGAGUGUGUGGCACGCUAUCAGACCAAACAGCGCUCGAUGUUCACCUUCGUAUGCGGACAGCUGUUUCGCAGGGAUGAAUUCUCCUCCCAUUUUAAGAAUGUCCAUGGUGACAUACAUGCUGGCCUUAAUGGUUGGAUGGAGCAAAGGUGCCCAUUGGCGUACUAUGGAUGCACCUUCUCACAAAGAAGGUUCUGUCCUUCGGUACAAGGUUUCAGAGUCAUCCAUGACCGACACCUGGGCUCUUUUGGUGUGCAGCCUGGAUUAGCAGCUUGUCCCAAUGAGCCUCUAUCUAGAACUGACACCUGUCAGUUCAGGUCCCACUGUGAUCACCUUAGUGACCUGCCCUUUGAGUUACUCCAGUAUAUUGCGAGCUUCUUGGAUGGCUUUAGCCUGUGCCAACUCUCCAGGGUGUCUCGCACUAUGAGGGACGUGUGUGCUAGUCUUCUUCAGUCCCGCGGCAUGGUGGUCCUGCUCUGGGAGAAGACAAAGCAAGUUGAUGGAACCUCGUCUUGGCAGAUACAAGACAAGGUAUGGAGGUUCAGUACGGCAUUUAACACUGUGAACGAGUGGAAGUUUGCCAACAUUUCCAGCAUGGCCGACCACCUCAAGAUGUGCACAUUCAACACCAUAACACGGAGAGAAGAGGCUGUCCCACUUCCAUGUAUGAGUUUUACAAGAGAACUUACAAAAGAGGGACGCUCUCUACGUUCAGUGCUUAAACCGGUGAUAUAGACUGUAGUCAAAAUGCAGAAGAGGAUUUCAUUUUAGAAUAUAACAUGCCUUAUGUGUUUAGAUGAACCAUGGGAUUGUUUGGCAAUGUAUUCAUUAAAAUAAGAGCCUAAACUUGAUAAACCACUUUUGGAAGAGAUGUUUUUUUGUUUCGUUUUUUAUAAACAAUAUCUACCUGCUGUAUUGAUGAUGGUUGUGCUGUUUUGCGUUUUUGAUACAAUAUAUUCAGUCUUUUUUUUUUCUUUUUUCUAUAAAUUUGUUGCUUUUCUUGAACUAUGUAGCUUCAACCCAGAAACACUGAAUUUUUAAAAUGGUGAUGACCAAACAAAAAACCAUUGUCUGCAUUUUUGUAAUGCAGGAAUACACAAUACAAGGGUUUCUAUCAUGAAGAUCAGUGGUUCUUAACUGGUUUUACUUUUGGACCCAAAUUUACAUUGUACCUGAAAUGGUGACUGUAAGCUGUCUUUUCUGUUGCCUUGGUCAUGUUAGCAUUGUUGUUUUUUUGUGUGUUUUUUUUUUUGUUUUUUUUUUGCCUGUUUUCACAGAACAGACCAGCAAACAACCAGUUGAGAACCACUUAUGUAGACUUUAAUCUCCUGAUUUGUCUCAUUUAAAAGUCUAUAAAUGAUAGUCUUAUACAUUUUUCCCUUUUUAUCAGUUUGUCAGAAUGAAAACAUAACAGUUCAUUCUCUGAGAAGCAUUUAUGGUAUCCAGUUUUAGUUUAGUUGUAUACAACACUUAGAACUUGAUACUGUCACACAUAACACUCCCAGUGGUCAUCCUCUGUGUCUUUUGAAAAGUAAACGGAUUCAUGUAAAUGUACUUUAUCUAUAUUGAUGGCAUGUGCUGCAUUACAAUCUCCCUGAUGCUGAGUCACUGCACAAAACCUGCAGGGCAGGUACAAGACUGCAGUUGUAGCCUGUUUUUGGUGGCAUACAGUGCAUGUGCAGAUGUAUUUCUCUGUCUCUCAAGGGUUUAACAUCAAGCAUAUGCCAUUAUAGACAGUUUAUCUGUGAGAAACUUGAUGUGAGCUUGUGAUUCUCUUCCACUUUUAUUUGUUGAUGGUUUAAAAGUCAAGUUUACAGUAUGUUUUCAGGUGUGCAGUUACAGUUUUUCAGUUUGCUAAACAGUCUGAAAUGUUGCAAUAUUUUCAGUCUUGUUUAAGGAAUUAGCUGUGUGAUAUGACAGUCCUUACGUUUAUGUUGUGUGAUGACAAUAGAGCAAUAUUCUGAAACGUUUGAGUUUCUGAAUCUAAUUCUAGCAUCUUUGAGAACUGAAGAGUCAUAAAAUGCUUAUUUUUAAAGACUUUAUCAGAGUUAACAUCAGUCGAAGUGCAAAAUGUUGUCUUUGAGUGUUUUUUUUUGUUUGUUUGUUUUUGUUUUUUUGCUGAAGGAACAAAUGCAUUCAUUUAUUGCAUCGUUUUUUGUUUUUGAAGAAUUGUGAUUUUUGAAUCUAUUUAAAUAUAUUUACUCUUAAGUUUUCCAGCCAUAAAUAUUAUUAUAUGAGUGAACUCAGGUAUUUAAAGAUGAACUGUGGAAAGGUUAGGUCAGAAAAAGUACUAUUUGGUUUCCUUUCCUUUUUUUUUUUUUUUUUUUGAAAGUAAGUGUACAAUUAAUUUACUCUCCAAACCCUGACAUUUUUGUAAUACAGUUUUCAUAUUUGCAGUUUUAUAUGACCUCAUAGUUCUCAAACCCAUUUUUCUAUUGUAAAUAAUCAAAACGUUUGUCCAUCUGUAGGUUAACUAACCUAAACAGUUGUUUCACAUCAGCAGUUGUAUCAUCAUUUGCAUUUUUUUAAUAAUAUUUUAAUUUAAUAAAGUGUGAGAAAUCCA
Messenger RNA from Cyprinus carpio (common carp), 4283 nucleotides. Its product is annotated as F-box only protein 30-like. The record is from RefSeq and is a predicted model, not a curated record. Lineage: Eukaryota; Metazoa; Chordata; Actinopteri; Cypriniformes; Cyprinidae. Gene Ontology annotation, molecular function: protein binding; ubiquitin protein ligase activity; zinc ion binding.